Messenger RNA from Quercus robur (English oak), 1658 nucleotides. RefSeq names its product telomere repeat-binding factor 1-like. The transcript is spliced from 7 exons. NCBI's taxonomy places the organism in Eukaryota, Viridiplantae, Streptophyta, Magnoliopsida, Fagales, Fagaceae. The record is from RefSeq and is a predicted model, not a curated record. The coding region runs from base 293 to 1222 and encodes 309 amino acids. Gene Ontology annotation, biological process: nucleosome assembly. Gene Ontology annotation, cellular component: nucleosome. Gene Ontology annotation, molecular function: double-stranded telomeric DNA binding.
AAUAAAUAAAAAAGGAAAGAAAAGAAAUUUACCUCCUCUCCUCUCCUGACGAAAAUAUGCGCUGUGCGCUGUGUUCCAACUCCAAGUGGAAGAGAGAGAGAGGCAGCCCUUAAUUCUCUCUCCGCCUUUGAACGGAACCAAAACCAACUCACAAAUAUUUUCAUAACUAUUAAACAAACUAAAAUAGUAGAAAAAACCGGAGGAGGAACAAAACGGUGUCGUCUCUUCACUGCCUAAAUCGUACUACACGUCUGAUCAAAUUCUUUUGGGUUGUAUCUUUGUGCUUUUCUGGAUGGGCGCUCCUAAGCAAAAAUGGACACAAGAAGAGGAAGCAGCGCUUAAAGCUGGAGUUAUUAAACAUGGGGCUGGCAAAUGGCGCACAAUACUUAAAGAUCCAGAAUUUAGUGGUGUCUUAUAUCUCCGUUCAAAUGUAGAUCUCAAGGACAAGUGGAGAAAUAUGAGUGUAAUGGCAAAUGGAUGGGGUUCCCGAGAGAAGGCUAGGUUAGCUGUUAAAAGGGUGCCACAUAUCCCUAAACAGGAGGAGAACUCUAUGGCUCUUGGUAAUGUUGUUCAAAGUGAUGAAGAAAUGAUGGACACUAAGCCUCUUUCAGUUACUAGUGAAACAGCGCAGGUUGCUACUCCAAAGAGAUCUAUUGUAAGGUUGGACAAUCUUAUAUUUGAGGCUAUAACCAACUUGAAGGAGCCUGGCGGUUCUAAUAAGACAAAUAUUGCUACAUACAUAGAGGAACAAUAUUGGGCACCCCCAGAUUUUAAGAGGUUAUUAUCAGCAAAGUUAAAGUAUUUGACAGCAAAUGGGAAACUAAUUAAGGUUAAACGCAGGUACAGGAUUGCACCUACUCCAGCAUUUUCUGACAGAAGAAGAAUCCCUUCCAUGUUACCUCCGGAGGGAAGGCAGAGGGUUUUUCCAAAAGUUGAGAAGGAUGAUGCCCAUAUAUUUUCGAAAACCCAGAUUGAUAUAGAUUUAGCCAAGAUGAGGACUAUGACUGCACAAGAGGCAGCUGUAGCUGCUGCUGAAGCCGUUGCUGAGGCAGAAGCUGCCAUAGCAGAAGCUGAAGAGGCAGCAAGAGAGGCAGAGUUAGCAGAAGCUGAUGCAGAAGCAGCACAAGCUUUUGCAGCAGCAGCAGUGAAAACUUUGAAGGGAAGAAACAACCCUAAAAUGCCUUUGAGUUUAUUUGCCAUAUCUGAAAUUAGGUGCAGAUGAUCCGAGCUUGAUGUUAAUUCACAAAAUGGCCAAGGAGCAAUGAACCAGGGUUCUUUAAGUUCAAGUGCCAGAUACAUGUUUGUUUUCUUCAGACAUCUGUAUUUGUAAAUAUCAUAAUGCCAUCUUUUGGUAGGUAUAUGCAGGGGUUAACUUACCUUCAAAUCCGGUUCAAAUGAUAGAUUCUGUAAACAUCUCUUUUCCUUUUGUAGUUUAGAGUUUGGAGAUUUGUCUUUCUAUUUUCUGAACAUUCUGGUUCGUGGCCAAGCCUUUUGUGAAUUUAGUAAAUGCACCAAAAUGUAGAAACUAGAGUGUACAAAGAAAUAGAAAGAGAUGGAUUUUCUUCUGAUUGAACUGUCAUGUAAUCACUACUUGUCAUGUUAUCUGAACCUUUGAAAUUUUAAUGACAAAUUUGGGGCCUCCUAUUUGUAAUGUUCAA